AUGGGGAAAGAAUCUCCGGUAACAACAACUGCAGUCGACGACAAGAUUGGGGAUGCGGCCCCCACCCUCGACGUCCAGGCCGCUGCUGAAGACUUGGGCCUCGACGUCGGUCACGUCAAGGAGAUCAAGGGAGCGGAUGGCGCCUACAGCUAUGCCAGCGCUGUCGCCGUGGAGAUCGAUGACAAGACAAACAAGCACCUGGUCCGGAAAAUUGACUGGCAUGUCCUGCCAUGGCUGUGCGGACUCUAUGUUCUGCAGUAUCUGGACAAGGGAGUCCUCUCUUAUGCCGGUGUCAUGGGUCUCCAGAAGGAGACAAACCUGACCUCCAGUCAGUAUACGUGGCUGGGCUCAAUCUACUAUGCUGGCUACAUCGUCUUCGCUCCCGUUCACAACCGCCUGUUCCAAGUCUUCCCGCCGUCAAAGUACAUUGCAUGUUGUGUCAUGGCAUGGGGUGUCGUUCUGACGUGCAUGGCUGCCUGCCAUAACUUCGCCGGCCUUAUGGUCCAACGAACAAUCCUCGGAGCUCUCGAGGCUUCGAUCAACUGCGGGUUCUCCCUCAUCACGGCCGCGUGGUAUCGCAAGUACGAGCACGGCAGCAGGACUGGUAUUUGGUCGGGCUGUACCGGUGUCGCUACCAUGAUUGGCGGAUUGAUUGCGUUUGGAUGUGUGGAUGGAGAGACAAGACAUCCCGAUGCCAACUUCUCAAGCUGGAAGAUCCUGGCUGUCGUGACUGGCAUUGUCUCUGUUGUCUACGGAGUCUGCAUGUACGUCUUCAUGGCCACCAGCGUCGUGACGGCCAAGUUCUUCACUGAAGAGGAGCGGACUCUGGCUGUGGAGCGGCUGCGAGAGAACCAUCAGGGUGUUGGCUCGACGCAAUACAAACGCUACCAAGCCGUCGAGGCUUUGACCGACUACAGGACAUGGAUGUACGUCGUCUUUGUUCUCUCGUCCCAGAUCCCUGCCGCCGGUCUCGUGCUCCUCCAGUCCAUCAUCAUCAAGUCCCUCGGCUUCACAGUCAAGGAGACUCUCCUCCUCAACAUCCCACAGGGCGCCAUCAGCGUCAUCUGCAACAUGGGAUUUGGCAUGCUCGCCGACGUGACACACCAGCGCAGUGGCGCCGCCAUUCUAGCCGGCCUCUUCUCCCUCUUCGGUGCCAGCCUGUUCAUCGGUCUGGGGGACCACGGCCACUUUUACCGCAAGAACGGCCAACUGGUCGCCUAUUUUUUCAUGAGCGGCAGUUGCUCUACCAGCUGGUUCAUUGUCAUUUCUAUGCUGUCGAGCAACGUGCUCGGCACCACCAAGAAGACGACUCUCAACUCCAUCGUCUUCCUAAUUCUCGGCGUCGCAUACCUCGUUGGGCCUCAGACGUUCCGCGACCCACCCUUCUACCAGCAUGCCAAGAUCAGUCUGCUCGUCCUCUGGAUUGUCAGCGUGCUCAUCCUAUGCGGCUUCUUUGUGCUGAACACCUGGGAGAACAAGCGGCGGCAGAGGAUGCUCGAGCGUGGUGAGAUCUCUGACGGCCAUGGCACCAACGUCGAGUUCUUGGACUUGACGGACAAGGAGAAUAAGCUAUUCCGUUAUGUCAUUUAG
Messenger RNA from Fonsecaea multimorphosa CBS 102226, 1590 nucleotides. RefSeq lists its product as uncharacterized. The record is from RefSeq and is a predicted model, not a curated record. Gene Ontology annotation, cellular component: plasma membrane. Gene Ontology annotation, molecular function: dipeptide transmembrane transporter activity; allantoate transmembrane transporter activity. Bases 1 to 1590 code for a protein of 529 amino acids. NCBI's taxonomy places the organism in Eukaryota, Fungi, Ascomycota, Eurotiomycetes, Chaetothyriales, Herpotrichiellaceae. Gene Ontology annotation, biological process: allantoate transport; dipeptide transport; transmembrane transport. The transcript has 3 exons.